AUGUUCCUCGCCUUAGCAUUCGCACUCGCCACUCGUAUUUUCGCGGAUGACUUUCGUCCAGUCUACCAUUUUGUCCCUGAGGCGAACUGGAUGAACGAGCCCAACGGGUUGAUUAAGAUCAAAUCAACCUGGCACCUGUUCUAUCAGCAUAACCCAACGGCAAAUGUCUGGGGUAAUCUGAACUGGGGCCACGCAACCAGUAGUGACCUGGUUCACUGGACUCACGAGCCACUUGCCAUUACAAGCGAGAACGGCGUCGAAGCCUUCACCGGCACCAGCUAUUAUGAUGCCGACAACACCUCCGGUCUGGGAUCUUCUACCAGCCCACCCUAUCUGGCCUACUACACUGGGUACUUCCCUUCCAAUGGCACCCAGGACCAGCGCCUUGCCUUUAGCGUCGACGAUGGUGUCACCUGGACGAAGUACCAUGACAAUCCUAUUAUCUCAGCUGCCGAGGAGUCGCCGUCCGACUUGACGGGUGGGCUGGAGACCCGCGACCCUAAGGUCUUUUUCCACGAGACAUCUGGAAAAUGGGUCAUGGUCCUUGCUCAUGGCGGACAGGACAAGCUGUUGUUUUGGACAUCGUCGAACGCAAAGUCCUGGACGUGGAAGAGCGACCUUUCUGCUGGCCAAAUCGAGGGUCUACCGUCUGGAAUCACUGGGUGGGAAGUGCCUGAUAUGUUCGAGCUUCCUAUCCAGGACACAAACUCGACUACCUGGGUGUUGAUUAUGACUCCUGCAACCGGAUCUCCCGCUGGUGGUAAUGGUGUGGUAGCCCUGACUGGCUCCUUUGACGGAUCAACAUUCAAACCCGACCCCGUCGACCCUUCUACCCUUUGGCUCGACUACGGUCGCGAUUUCGACGGUGCCAUGAGUUGGGAAAAUGUCCCUGCUGUAGACGGGCGGCGGAUCCUUGCCUCUGUCAUGAACAGCUACGGCGCUAGCCCACCAACCAAUACCUGGAAAGGGAUGCUCUCUUUCCCUCGGACCAUUAACCUGAAGGAGAUAGCCUCCAAGCGAUACUUCCUCCAGCAGCCUGUCAAUGAGAUCAACCUUGUUGGUUCCUCACUCGCGAUAAUUCAGAAUCAAGCAAUUAUCAGCGGCCAAACGUUGCUGUCAUCCAUCCGCGGGACCGCAUUAGAUAUCAAACUUGCCUUUACCAUUGAGGCAGGCGCCAAACUCUCGCUGGCGGUGCGCAAGGCCGCAUCAGAGCAAACAAUUAUCCAGUAUGAACAGACAACCUCUUCGAUAUCUGUUGAUCGAACGACGAGUGGAAACAUCUCCUACGACCCAGCUGCAGGCGGUGUCCACAGUGCGACACUUAAACCAGAUGGCUCUGGGGUAAUUCAACUCCGCGUCCUAGUCGACACUUGCUCGGUGGAGGUCUUUGGCGGAGAAGGAGAAUUUGUGAUUUCAGACCUGAUUUUCCCGAGCGAGGCCUCUGAUGAGGUAUACUUGGAGGCCAAUGGGGGAUCGGCUAAUUUGCACUCCGUCGAGGUGCGCGGCAUUUCGCUCAAUUAA
This is a messenger RNA of Penicillium waksmanii, 1521 nucleotides long. Its product is annotated as glycoside hydrolase family 32 protein. Lineage: Eukaryota; Fungi; Ascomycota; Eurotiomycetes; Eurotiales; Aspergillaceae. The transcript has a single exon. Gene Ontology annotation, biological process: sucrose catabolic process. Gene Ontology annotation, molecular function: sucrose alpha-glucosidase activity. The coding region runs from base 1 to 1521 and encodes 506 amino acids. The record is from RefSeq and is a predicted model, not a curated record.